AUGAAGACAGCAAGUCUAUUUGUGCUGCUUUCUAGUUUAUGGAGUGCGGGACUUAGAGUUAGCAGCACUACGUAUACUUGGACUACACCUACGGAUGAACAUUCCCAGAAGAAUGUGACUUCUGUUUUGGUUUCUCUAAACAAAACACAAAGUCUUCAAAUGCUACCAACCACUGAGACCAUGUCAGCUGAAGUAGCCACAACUCCUGAGGCAAGAACCUCUGAAGAAAGCUUUCUAAAAUCAACACUGAUUCCCUCAGAGAAAAGUGCACCUCCCAAGCUUGAGAGAAACCAAACUCUCACAUCCAAAGAGAAGGCAGAAGGAGUGGUAAAGUUACAAUCUCUUGCCCUCCCGACAGAAUCUAGCAUCAGAUUCAGUCCUGGGGCAGGAUCAGUGGUGCUCUCCAACUCUACACUGAAAUUUCUUCAGAGCUUUGCCAGGAAGUCGAAUCAACAAGAGAGCUCCCUACUCUCAGUUGGAAGUAUGGGAAAUAGAUCUCCACGGGAGACAUUUCUCAGCGGAGGUGACAGCAGUGGAAGCCAAGGAACCGUCUAUCAAACACCAAGUUUUGAAACAACUAGAGGAAAGAAUUGGUGUGCUUAUGUACACACCAGGCUAUCGCCCACAGUAAUAUUGGACAGCAAGGUCACUUAUGUUCCAGGUGGGAGAAGUCCCUGUGGAUGGAACUGUCCUCAGAGUAAUAACAAUAUUUUCUCCAUAACCUCUAUGAUAAUGCCCUUCUGGGUUCAAGCACUGAUGCAAAAAAUGACUGAGCAAAUAAAUCACCAGGAAAUGAAAUUGACUCUCUUGCAGAAGAAGAUGGAAAAUAUUUCUCUGACUGUGAAUGAUGUAAGGAACACAUACUCCUCCCUGGAAUGGAAAAUCAAUAAAGAUAAAGACAGGGAAUUUCAAUCUUUUCUAAAAGGUCUAAAAUCCAAAAGCAUUAAUGAUAUGAUAAAGGGUAUCGUAAGAGAACAAUUUAAAAUUUUUCAAAAUGACAUGCAAGAGACUGUAGCCCAGCUCUUCAAGACUGUGUCAAGUCUAUCCGAGGACCUUGAAAACACCAGGCAAUUAAUGCGACAAGUUAAUGAAUCCGUGGUUUCAAUAGCAGUCCGCCAAAAGUCUUUUUUAAUGCAAGAAAAUAGACCUACAUUGAGUGAUAUCAUGGAUCUAAAGAACCACAUUGUGAAUGUAAGGCAAGAAAUGACUCUUACGUGUGAAAAGUCCAUUAGGGAACUAGAAGUAAAGCAGACUCAUUUGGAAGGUGCACUAGAACAGGAACACUCAAGUAACAUUCUGUAUUAUGAAACUCUCAACAAGACUCUUUCUGAAAUGAAGGAAGUACAUGAGCAGAUUUUAUCAACUAAACAAGUGUCAGAUCAUAAGAGUGUUCCAGUAGCUAAAUUGGUUAGCAAUAAUGUCACAGAGUACAUGACUACUCUGCAUGAGAACAUAAAGAAACAGGAUUUGAUGCUGCUGCAGAUGGUUGAUGAUUUACGCGGUCAAGAGAGCAAGAUAAACAAUCUUACCAUCACUUUGGAGAUGGAGAAAGCCACUGUCAGAAGUGAAUGUGAAGAUAUGUUUUCCAAGUGCAUAAAUGAUUUUAAGUUUCAAAUUAAAGACACAGAAGAGAAUUUACAUGUUUUGAACCAAACAUUGGCUGAGGUUCUCUUUCCAAUGGACAACAAAAUGGAUAAAAUGAAUGAGCAGCUAAAUGAUUUGACUUAUGAUAUGGAGAUUCUUCAACCCUUGCUUGAGCAGGGAGCAUCGUUAAAACAGAUAACGACAUACGAGCAACCGAAGGAAGCAGCAGCAACAAGCAAAAGAGUGGAAAAUUUGGCAGGUGCUGUCAACAGUCUAAAUUUUAUUAUCAAAGAACUCACAAAAAGACAUAACUCACUUAGAAAUGAAGUACAGAGUCGUGGCGAUACUUUAGAAAGACGUAUCAAUGAAUAUACCUUAGAUAUGGAAGAUGGCCUAAAUAAGACAAUGACAAUUAUAAAUAAUGCCAUCGAUUUUAUUCAAGAUAACUAUGUACUAAAAAAGACUCUAAGUAGUAUGCAGUAUCAUCCCAAGGUUCAUCAUGAAUGUACCCAAAAGAUGGAAAGUAUUUUGGCCUUUAUUCCUCAAUUUCAACAUCUGAAUGAUUCUAUUGAGAUCUUGGUCAAUGACAAUCAGAGAUAUAACUUUGUGUUGCAAGUUGCCAAGGCCCUUGCAGAUAUUCCUAAAGAUGAGAAGCUAAGUCAGGCCAACUUUCAAAAUAUCUACCAAAUUUUAAAUGAAACCAUCUCCAAAAUGAUAAAAUACCAGCAAAAUAUGAGUCAUUUGGAAGAAAAAAUCUUCUCACUAACAAAGAUGUCCAGAAAUUAUGAAACUCAAUUGCAAGACAUUGAGUCUAAAGUGACCCAGACCCUCAUACCUUACUAUGUUUCACUCAAAAAAGGCAGUGUGGUUACAAAUGAGAGAGAUCAGGCUCUUCAACUGCAAGUAUUAAAUUCCAGAUUUAAGGCACUCGAAGCAAAAUCCAUCCAUCUUUCAAUUAGCCUCUCUUUGCUUAACAAAACUCUCCAUGAAACUUUAAUGAUGUGUCAUAAUGCUUCUACAAGUAUAUUAGAAGUGAAUGCUACCAUACCUGAGAGGAUAAAGGCUUCCCUGUCAGAUAUUCUGCUUUUUCAGAAAGGUCUGACAGAAUUUGUGGAAUCAAUAAUUGAAAUAAAAACUCAAGCUGCCCUAUCUAAUUUAACAUGGUAUAUAGAUCAGUCAUUGUCUGGCAGUAUUGCAAAUGUUCUCAAGUCUCAGAAGCAAGUAAAAUCAUUGCUGAAAAAGAGUAACACACUUGAGAAACCAGUAGUGAAUCUUACCACUGUCCUGAUCGGCCGAACUCAAAGAAAUACAGACGACAUUAUAUUUCCUGAGGCAUAUUCAGGCUGUAGCAGGUCCCCAUGCCAGAAUGGGGGCACAUGCAUAAAUGGAAGAACUAGCUUUGUCUGUGCUUGCCGACAUCCUUUUUCUGGUGACAACUGCACUGUGAAGCUGGUGGAAGAAAAUGCUUUAGCUCCAGAUUUUUCCAAAGGAUCUUACAGAUAUGCACCGAUGGUGGCAUUUUUUGCAUCUCAUACAUAUGGAAUGACUACACCUGGUCCUAUCCUAUUUAAUAACUUGGAUGUCAAUUAUGGAGCUUCAUAUACUCCAAGAACAGGAAAAUUCAGAAUUCCAUAUCUUGGCGUGUAUGUUUUUAAGUAUACCAUUGAGUCAUUUAGUGCUCAUAUCUCAGGAUUUUUAGUGGUUGACGGAGUAGACAAGCUUACAUUUGAGUCUGAAAAUAUUAACAGUGAAAUACACUGUGAUAGGGUUUUGACUGGGGAUGCCUUACUAGAAUUGAAUUUUGGCCAGGAAGUAUGGUUGCGACUUGUGAAAGGAACUAUUCCAGCCAAAUUUCCCCCUGUCACUACAUUCAGUGGUUACUUGUUAUACCGUACAUAA
This is a messenger RNA of Orycteropus afer afer, 3483 nucleotides long. RefSeq names its product multimerin 1 (gene MMRN1). The transcript is spliced from 7 exons. Bases 1 to 3483 code for a protein of 1160 amino acids. The record is from RefSeq and is a predicted model, not a curated record. Lineage: Eukaryota; Metazoa; Chordata; Mammalia; Tubulidentata; Orycteropodidae. Gene Ontology annotation, molecular function: protein binding; extracellular matrix constituent conferring elasticity; calcium ion binding.